CCAAGUUGAAGAAGAUUCUUUCCCUCAAAAAAUGGCGGAUUCUUCUUCGGAUUUGGGUGGGACGCUAAACGACUCAAACGUGCUUGCGCUAACUGGGAAAGUGAUUGUGGUGGCAGUCAUAAGCCUCUUCUUCGCGGCAGUCUGUGUAUUCCUCUUCCAUCUCUACACCAGAUGGCUCGCCCGCCAUCCUCCCGCAGACAAUUACGGCGUCAGCCUCUCCACCACCGCCCGGCGCCGCCGCAUUCAAGAAGAGGCCGCGGUCGUCCGCAGGGGGCUUGACCCAUCCGUACUGAAGGCAAUACCAGUGAUCCCGUUUAGCCGGAAUGGUAAAGAUUUCAACUUUGAAGAAGAACUGGAAUGUGCAGUUUGUCUCAGUCAGGUGAGUGAAGGUGAAAAGGCGAGGCUUUUGCCCCAAUGCAACCAUGGGUUUCACGCAGAUUGCAUUGAUAUGUGGUUCCAUUCCCAUUCCACGUGUCCUCUCUGUCGACUUCCCGUUGUGGGUCCCACUGAUGAAUCAAGAAUCGCAGAAGAAGAAGGCAUGAGAGUGACAGAGCAGAUCACCCUGGCAGCUUCUGUUGAGAUCUCCAUUCAAAUGCCACCAUCAUCUUCUUCUUCUUCAUCAUCCUCCUCAUCCUCAUCAACAGCUGGAUCAAAAGGCUUGAGUAGCAGGCUAAGAAGGGAGGGUAAGUUGGUAAUUGACAUUCCUAGGGAGAUUGUUGAAGAGGAUGAAGAGGAUAAAUUGUCUCCAAUGGUUACCAGCAGAAUGAGGUCCAUUAAGAGACUAUUGAGCAUGGGAAAGAGGGUUACUCCCAGGAGUCCUAGAUGCAACUUUGAUUUAGAACAGAGUUGUGGAAAAAGUCAAAGUCAAAUCUGACCAGAGUGCAUAGCCUGAAAACCAGGCAGGAGAGCACCAGUAAUGCAAAUGGUCAAGUAUUGCAGCAUUAAAAGAGGAUAAGAUGAGAUUCUAGACAUUGUUAUAUAUGUUCAUUUGUUAAUAUGAUUAUUUAUGCAGGAAAAAACAUAAGCCUUAUUUAGGCAUCCUGUUAAAGCACGUACUUUAGAGUUUAGACGUGUCUCUCUGUCUACUUCAAAUGCAAAUUGUUAUUGUGUGAUAUAUGUGAUAUCAAGAUUAUUUAGUGUCCAUUUG
Cuscuta epithymum is the source of this 1147-nucleotide messenger RNA. The record is from the annotation of a GenBank genome assembly. NCBI's taxonomy places the organism in Eukaryota, Viridiplantae, Streptophyta, Magnoliopsida, Solanales, Convolvulaceae.